Molecule: messenger RNA, 1630 nt
Organism: Fomitiporia mediterranea MF3/22
Lineage: Eukaryota; Fungi; Basidiomycota; Agaricomycetes; Hymenochaetales; Hymenochaetaceae
Exons: 3
Coding region: 5-1630 (541 amino acids)
Cellular component (GO): catalytic step 2 spliceosome
Source: RefSeq, a predicted model, not a curated record
AAACAUGGAUCAAACUCCGAGGAACGCUUCCCCACCACCUCGUUCUCUUAACCGACAAGUCGUUCUCGACGAGGACGAAUACACUGAAGCCCUUUCACAUAUCAUAGCUCGGGACUUCUUUCCGUCUCUCGUUCAUCUCGACGCUACGAAUAACUACCUAGAUGCAUUACGAACGGAGGACCCGCAACUUAUCAACGCUUCUGUGAGGCAGUUACAAGACCUUGCGACGCCUGCGGGGACGAGUAGAGGGUACCAGCCGCAACAGACACCUUCGCAGACUCCUUGGGCUGCUGGGCCGUCUGAUACACCCUUAGCCUUUCGUUCCGCAACAGCCUCAGACGGAAGUGAACCCCCGACAAAACGUGCACGAUAUGAUACGAAUAUGAGUCUGGAUUCGUUCCAGGCGAAGUACACUUCAGAGGAUAACUCGAGUUUCACGCAGAUUCUGGAGGAUGAGAAUCGUGUAAGGAGGGAGAAGUAUGGAUGGGCUUGGGAUGCUCAGAGGAGGGUUGAGGUGCUGAGGGAGAGGAUGCUUGAGGCGAGGGAGAAGAUGCUUAUUGAACCUGCGCCUGCACCCGGUGUGAAGGAGAAGCGAGUUAUUGAGGCGCCGAAACCAGUUGGACUUAUUACUGCCGCGACCGAGGAGGAUACCAAGGAGGAGGGGAAUGAACCCGACGGGAAGGAUGGUGAAGAGGAGGACGGAGAUGAGAAAGGGAAGGAGGUCGCUGUGGUUUCUCAGCAGGAUGAGGAGGAAGUGGUGGAUGUUAUGGCUCCAAAGAAAGACACUCGAUCUGCUGGAGUGGACGGAUGGAAAUUCAAGACCCGCAAUGCUUUCAUGUUCCCCCCAGACGCCGACGUUGCCCCACAUGACCUCAUCAAACCCGGUACUCCUGCUGCGCCUACUCGAGGAGAACCUAAAGCAAUUAAGCAUGGUAACACUCGACUCCCGGAGCAGAGUGAAACCUCAUCUGGCAUGUCCGAGCCUCCCAGUCCGACGCGAAGUCGGAUUGACGCAGCAAUUAUGGGUACUCCUUACCGACCACGAUCCCCAACAAACAACGGAUUCUCACUUCUCCCAUCCGUCCCAUCCCCUACACCAGCAGAACUCGGCCCAGCAGCAGUAAAGCAACUAAUGACAUGGGGGACACUAAAUGCAACGCCUCGCGUCCUAACCUCAGACGACCCAGCAGAUGCAAAGUCAUUACCUCCGCCGAGUACGCCAUUUCAUCUUCCGCCACCUACCUCCCGGGAAACGAUUGGACAUAAGUUGUCCAAUAAGGCUGUGAAGAGCUUGCGUGCAAAGGCAGUGCUUAUGGGUGGUAGAGGUACGAGUAGUGGACUUGGCUUUCGGACGCCAGUCAGCACUAGUGGUAGUGGUACGCGUGGCGAAGGAGGGUCGAUGCCUCCGCCGAGUUGGACGCCACGUAAAGCUGAAGCUGCUGGGUCGCUCACACCUGCAGCGAAGCGAUUACUGGAUAGGACGACGAUGGGUGCCGCGGCGACGAGGCGUGCAGAGGCGAUGGGGAAGACGGCGGGCUGGGAGAGUAGUAGUGCGUCGAAAGCAAAGGAGAAAGAUUUGAACAAAGUGAGGUGGACGCCUAGUCCUGCGCCUUUGGUGAGGAAAAGAUGA